AGGCCUCAACGAUCGUUUACAGAUAUAUAUAUAUAUAUAUAUAUAUAUUUUAAUUGACAUCUAACCAGCAAUUGAGUUUCUAACGUGAUUUUGUAUAUACGAAUUUGUUUAGUUAAUUGAGGUAGACAAUGCUCGGAAUACUUCUAUUUUUUGUGCUGGGAUUUAUUGAUAUUGGUUCGCCGUGUACUGACAUUGACCCCCCUUCAGUGUGUCUCCCCAGCGCUGCAGAUGGUGGCUGCUACUGGAACUCAACGAUGAAUUGCCGGUGUAUUAAUACUUGUCACAGUACGAACGGGUGCCCCAAUCAUCCGACUCCAGGGGAUGGCGACUGUUUUUGUCAGUUUGCAGCAAGUUCGUGUCCAGGAAUCUCAUCAUACUGCCAGGCGACGUGCAACUACAGAUCCACCGUCGUGUGUGCUCCUCCGGAAGUCGUUCCGAAUGCAGUGCCUUCAUCAUCCACCAACUUUUAUAUGGACAAGAUCACGUAUUCUUGUGACAUCGGUUACGAAGAUGACAGUAACGGUUUUACCGGUCACCGGUUAUGUACAGAGAAGGGGACUUGGCUUCUGCACCCGACCGAAGGCGUCCCACCCAACUGUAGUAUUAUAAGCUGCGGUACGUCACCGGUUGUACCCAGGACGUCACAAUCGCAGACGACAGGAGUGUACGGCGAUACGGUCACAUACACGUGUAAUUAUGGUCACGUGGAUCCCGCGGCCAACACCGGUUUCCACAACUGUAACGCCACGGGAGACUGGGUUCAAGUCGGAACUCUACCAUCCUGUCAACUUGUUACGUGUGCUGCACCAGAUUCCGUCUCGAAUGCUACUCCAAACAAGACCAGUGGAAUAUAUGGGGAUGUAAUUUAUUAUUCGUGUGAUGUCGGAUACGAAAUAUCUUCGGGAAAUAUCGGGAAGCAAUUAUGCAACUCUACUGGGCAGUGGGUGCCAGAUUCAACGCUCGGAGAGUUACCAGUCUGUAAAGCCAGUUGCGGAUCGGCGCCGAGUGUUGUUCAUGCCACACCGUCCUCCCCUGUCGGGUUUGCGGGCGACACCGUACACUACCUGUGUGAUGUCGGCUUUAGACGAGUAUCGGGCGACAUCGGCCAGACGACGUGUAACGAGUCCAGGUCAUGGGUCUCUCACCCGCUGUUUGGAGACCCUCCUGUGUGUCAAGAAAUUGUUUGUGGUACUCCUCCUGUUAUAAUGGAUGCUUCAGCAAACCAGACAUCCGGGAAAUUCGGUGACGUCAUAGUCUACACCUGUAACACGGGCUUCAGCCAGACUGGGGGAGACAGUGGUCAAAUGUUCUGCAAUGAAUCGGGUUUAUGGACUGAAAGCACUGUACAGGCUGCCCAGCCUAUCUGCCAGAUCAUAACGUGCGGAGCUCCUCCUGGUGUAUCAAAUGCUUCCCCUUCCCAGAAUUCCGGAAAUUACGGUGACAUCAUUCACUAUUUGUGUGACGUCGGCAACGUUCAGACAGGUGGUUUGAUUGGUCAAAUGUCAUGUGAUGCUUCUGGGUCAUGGGUCGCCGACAGUCAGUACGGUGAGCCGCCGACGUGUGGAAGGCGGCCUUGUGAAUCUCCCCCUCCCGUACCCCUGACUAAUCCCAAUACAACGUUCGGCUAUUACGGUGACGCUGUUGUGUACACGUGCAGCGUUGGGUACACGCAAACAGCUGGAGAUAAUAGUCAAAUGGUGUGCAACCAACUGGGAAUGUGGACUUUAAAUCCGCCAACUGGAAGCAUCCCACUCUGCACAGUGGUGUCUUGUCCAGCCCCGUCACCUGUCACAAAUGCAUCGCCAUCAGUGAAUUCGGGUGUGUACGGCGAUUCCGUGCACUACCUGUGUGACGCAGGCUAUCGGCGAGUGUCGGGAAACAUCGGCAGGAUGACGUGUGAUGACGCCGGAAAGUGGAAAGUUGACUCUACGUACGGAGAGCCGCCGCUCUGUGAAGGAGUAAGCUGCGGUACUUCUCCUGCCGUCCCUAACGCUAGUGCGAACCAGUCAUCCGGGGUAUUUGGUGACGUGAUACAGUACCAGUGCAAUGUGGGAUACGUGGAUUACACCGGUAACGUUGGUAGGAUGACGUGCAACUCGUCUGCACUGUGGGACCCGAAUACCACUCAGGGUGCCCCGCCAGACUGCCAGGUCGCAACCACAACAUCAACAACUUCUACCUCAGGAAGUACAACCACCACCGGUACUACAACUACCACACCACAGUCGACAUCCACGUCAACAUCGUCGGAAACUAUUACACCUGGACAAAGUCAGUCAACAAUUCCAAUGACAACAGAAGAUCCAGUUAAAGAUAUCCCGGUGUAUAAGAAGUACAAGCCGCCUGUACACGAGGCCAAGGGGGCGGAAGUGUUCGGGGGAUUUGCCAUCAUAAUCCUCUCUCUGUUCGGUCUGAGCAUAGUCCUGGUGGACCUCAUCAACAUAAAGCAGCACAUUCGGUUAGCGACCGGUAAUUUCAGGGAGGUCAAGGCCGUUCUUGACGAAAAAUUACGAAGAUCGAGUAGUUAUGACGUCAACAAUGACGACAAAUCACGGAAAGACCCGAAGAAGUCCGAGCCAGAGAACAAAACAACCGAUAACGUUGAAAAGGGUUUACCACCGCCACCACAGACUUCAAAAACCCAAAACGGUGAUAUUGGCAAGAGAAAUAUAGACAGCGAAAGCACCGAGAUGAGGCCUCGUGUUGGAUCGACUGGUUCCGUGCCUCGACGACAGCCAGAGGUGAUGCGGCCGAGAUUAGGGUCGGCUGGUGCACGAGUAAGUCCUGCAGCAAGUUAUCCGCCAAUUACGGAACACCCAACUAAGUUCAUAUAGAAAUUUGCCUGGCUUCACAAAAUAGUCGGGUGUUUAGAUUCUUUGGUGUAUAUUUGCUGUAUUUUAUUAUUAUACAUGUAUCAGUAUUUUUCAACGUUUGUUGGUUCGGAUGGGGGAUCGGAUGAAAGAGAUUAUACGCACAUUUGUUUUAUUAGUCCCCUUCCUACGGGCCUCGAUGGCGCAGUGGUUAGUCCAUCGGAAUAUAGGCUGGUAGGUACAGGGUUCGCAGCCCGGUACCGGCUUCAACACAGAGCGAAUUCUUAA
Messenger RNA from Gigantopelta aegis, 3098 nucleotides. RefSeq names its product sushi, von Willebrand factor type A, EGF and pentraxin domain-containing protein 1-like. The coding region runs from base 129 to 2834 and encodes 901 amino acids. The record is from RefSeq and is a predicted model, not a curated record. NCBI's taxonomy places the organism in Eukaryota, Metazoa, Mollusca, Gastropoda, Neomphalida, Peltospiridae. The transcript has 13 exons.